Pseudo-nitzschia multistriata is the source of this 1457-nucleotide messenger RNA. The record is from the annotation of a GenBank genome assembly. NCBI's taxonomy places the organism in Eukaryota, Bacillariophyta, Bacillariophyceae, Bacillariales, Bacillariaceae.
UGUUAUUUUUCUUUACAUCGAAGUGAAGCAUUUCGAGCAACAUUAUUGAAUGUCAUUUACACUUGGAAACGGUGUGACUUGGUACGAUUUCUUUAAUCUAGGUUAGGUGUGUACCCAAUCUUUAUGCGUGUGUUUCGGUCCGAGAUAUCACACCACCUUCGGGGUUUUGCGGUCCGAGAUAUCCCAUAGGGGAAGGUGAUGAUCCCUUCGUUAUGGCGGUUUGCUUACAUUUUGCGUUCUUGAAUCCUCCUCGAUUUCGAAUAUGUUUACUUUUCAGUUUGAUUCGAUUCGAUUGCUUUCGUCGCAUCCUGUAGGAGCCGUCUCGACCGACACUUGAUACAAGCGCUUUCUGGUCACUUCCUGUGCUCAAUAGCGUUGCACCAAAACCCCGAUGGAGCUUAAAAGCCAACAAGAAAACCCGACAUCGUACGGAAAGAAAGCGCCGCUGUCCAUCUCGCCUCCAAGUGCAGCUGAGAGUUUAUUUCUGGGUCCGGCCACCCCUGAUGCGUUUGAAGUUAACGACGGGAGUUUUAUGCGAAAAUUCCUGAACACCGAUAACGCAGGCCAACAGUUACCACCCGAGCACACCCACUUUUUUGGCAAAAAAACGAUUAAGAAAUCGGGAAGCUUCCAUUCGGCACUCACGCGAGUAUCAAACGUCAGCAAUGAUGAUUUUGUGUCAUGCGUAGAAAACAGCAGUGAUAUCGACAGUAUCGAUUCAACUGAAAACAAUUAUGUCUCACCCACUGCUGUUCGUUCAUCUCGCUUUUCAAUGGAAACGAUAGAAGACACAAUCAGUAGCAACGACAACGAUAUUGACAUGAUGGCCAAAAAAACUAAAACAGCGAUCAAGAAAGAAAUCACUACCCCCGUAGUGACCGAGGUCAAAAAAACACCCCUUCCGGAUGUCGCUCCCGCUGCUGUCGAAGAACCGGUUGCCGACGCGUCUAUGAAGGUUGAUGCCGCCGAAGUAGUUUAUGGCAAGGCCAAGGAAAUUUUGCUCUGGGGAAAAUCAGUUCCCGUGGUGUCCUUCUUUGUCGGAACUUCGGAAGCUGUUGCCGGAAAGGCGUUGGGGGUUGUUGGUACCGAUCUGUCGCAAGUUGACGGAAAGAUCGAAAGUGAAUUGACGAAAUUCGAUGCCGGCAUCUUGAAUCCCGCCAUCGAAGCCAUUGCAAAGGUCUUGCUGGGAGUUGCUGGAAAGUCGGAAGACGCUCUGAAACCUAUUAUCGAGCUCCUUCUGAAACCCUUUGGGAAAUUGAUCAAGUCGGAAGCAGCUGAAGAGACCCCCGAAGCGCACACCGAAAAUCCCGAGAUCACAAAAUAAAGUGAAGGACCCAAUAGUAAUUUUCCUCCUUGAUUUUUGAAUCAAAUAGCGUGUAACUCAUAGCCAGUGUGCAGUAAAUUUUCGGAAGAGAAUAAAUCCAUGAAGUCGUCGAAAUUAAAAUUAAACUUUUAAA